AUGAGUCCCACAGGGCCACCGCAGCUUGCUAAAGAUAGCCCUUCACUUCCUGGGGAAAACCCACCCCAACCGUCUUCGUGUACCGAGAAACGGGGACGCGCAGCUGGCUAUGACCCUAACCUGGACAAGUGUCUGGUGACUGAGGAUCUGCUCUCGGUUUUAGCCGAGCUGCAGGAGGCUGCGCGCUGCUGGCCAGGGGACAGCCCUCCAUCCCUGGCUGCGGUCCCAGAUGCUAACGCAGACCGCUGCAUGGUUGUGCACGUGGUGAGCUGUGAGGAGGAGUUCCAGCAACAAAAGGUGGACCUGCUUUGGCGGAAGCUGGAUGACCAGGCUCCGCUCACACAGAAGCACCUGGUCUGUGGCCCGGUGAAAGUGGCUGGUGCACCCGGCACCCUCACUGCCCCUGAGUACUACGAGCUCCGGCACGCCCAGGUGCGCAAGGCGUCAGCAGUGAAGCACGGCAGGGACCUGGCACAAGACCCAGCCUGGACAGAGGUCUUCAGCGUUCUCUCCGUGGCGACCAUCAAGUUUGAGAUGCUCAGCACAGCCCCGCACGGUCAGCUUCUCCUGGCCCUGGCCGACAGCAGCAUUUCCACAAAGGGCACCAAGAGCGGCACCUUCGUCAUGUAUAACUGUGCCCGUCUUGCCACACUGUUUGAAGGGUACAGGCACAGCAUGGAACAAGGUCUGUACCCCACUUUUCCACCUGUGAGCAGUCUUGAUUUCUCACUGCUACAGGAUGAGGGUGAAUGGCUCCUGCUCUUCAAUGGCAUCCUCCCCUUCCCAGACCUGCUGAGCCAGACAGCAGCCCUGGCAUGCACAGCCCCAGGGCUGCACACGACCGCACGCACAGAGACGAUGUGCAAGUUCCUGGUACAGCUCAGCAUGGAUUUCAGCUCCUACUAUAACCGCAUACACAUCCUAGGAGCGCCUCGACCACACCUUUUUGGUCAAAUGUUUGCCCGUCUCCAGCUUCUGCGGGCCGUGCGUGAAGUGCUUCACACCGGCCUAGCCACGCUGGGCCUCCCUCCGCUGGACCAUAUCUAA
Molecule: messenger RNA, 1047 nt
Organism: Puma concolor (puma)
Lineage: Eukaryota; Metazoa; Chordata; Mammalia; Carnivora; Felidae
Source: RefSeq, a predicted model, not a curated record